CUUUCUCCAGCUGCUCUCCUAGUGCCUGAACAGUCCCAGUCCAGCAUGGGGAAAGGUUUCUACAUUAGCAAGACCGUAGGGGUGGUGGGGAUUGUUCUGGGAGCUGGAGCAGUGGCCACCAUAAUUGCUUUGUCUGUGGUCUACUCCCAGGAAAAAUCCAAGAAUGGUGAUGUGAUAGCAACUACCACAACAAUCAGCCCACCAGGCACCACAGGUACUACAACAACCACCAGUCCACCUGGCACCACAGGUACUACAACAGCCACCACUUCGACUGGCUCGACGGCCGCACCAACAACUGUGCCAUCUAAUGAGCCAUGGGACAAGUACCGUCUCCCCGACACGCUUCUUCCAGACAGUUACGAGCUUACCCUGUGGCCACGACUCGAACCCGACAGCCGGAACAUCUACAUAUUCACUGGAAGCUCCAGCGUGGUCUUCAGGUGCGUGAAGGACACGGACCUGAUCCUCAUCCACUCCAACAAACUGAACCUGACGGCAGACCCCAGUCUGACUGCACUCGGCAGCACACCUGCUCCCACCAUUAAGGACUAUUGGAUGCAGGUUACCACUCAGUAUCUGGUAAUUCAGCUAAAUGGCACCUUAAAAGCAGGAGAAUCCUACAGCCUCUUCACUGAGUUUGAGGGAGAGCUGGCUGAUGACCUGGGAGGAUUUUACCGCAGUGAAUAUACUGAAUCUGGAGUGAGGAAAGUGCUAGCCACGACUCAGAUGCAGCCCACCGAUGCCAGAAAGGCCUUUCCCUGUUUCGAUGAACCUGCCAUGAAAGCUGAAUUCAACAUCACCAUACUGCAUGACCCCUCAACCGUGGCCCUCUCUAAUGGCAAACAAAUUGAAUCUGUGGAGGUGGAAGUGACUGGCAUCACACUGCGGAAAACCACUUUUGAACGAACCAGGAUAAUGUCGACGUACCUGUUGGCGUUUAUCGUCAGCGAAUUUGAUUUUGUGGAGACGAUGGAAGGAGACGUUCAGAUCCGUAUUUUCGCCCGUAAAGAGGCCAUCGCUGCUAAUCAAGGAGAGUACGCACUCAAUAUCACUGGACCAAUACUGAAAUUCUUCGAAAGUUAUUACAAUGCCACAUACCCUCUCCCCAAGUCAGAUCAAGUUGCUCUGCCAGACUUUAACGCUGGAGCGAUGGAGAACUGGGGGCUGAUCACAUACAGAGAGUCAGCUCUGCUGUACGACCCCAGUGUCUCCUCUAACGGAAAUAAAGAGAGAAUCGCCACCAUCAUCGCUCACGAACUCGCACACAUGUGGUUUGGUAAUCUAGUGACUAUCAGAUGGUGGAAUGAUCUGUGGCUGAAUGAAGGUUUCGCCUCCUAUGUGGAGUAUCUUGGAGCCGACCAUGCUGAGCCAGAGUGGAACAUUAAAGACAUGAUCAUUUUGGGAGAUGUACAUCGAGUUUUCGCCAUCGAUGCUCUGGCCUCCUCCCACCCCCUCUCCUCUAAUGAAGAGGACAUCAUGAGACCAGAGCAGAUCAGCGAGGUGUUCGACGCCAUUUCUUACAGCAAGGGGGCGUCAGUGUUAAGGAUGCUGUCAGAUUUCCUGACCGAGCCAGUUUUUGCCCAAGGACUCAGUAGCUACCUGAACACCUUCGAGUUCAGCAACACCGUGUACACAGACCUCUGGGACCAUCUUCAGCUGGCUGUGGACGCCACUCACACCUCCAUUCCUCGGAACGUCAGUGAGAUCAUGGACCGCUGGGUUCUUCAGAUGGGUUUCCCAGUGGUCACAGUCAACACUGCUACUGGACAGCUGACUCAGGAGCAUUUCCUUCUGGACCCUGAGUCCGUUGUGGAGAGGCCAUCUCCAUUCAAUUAUUCGUGGUUUGUUCCUAUUCAGUGGAUUAAGAACGGUGCCGAGCAGAAUAUCUACUGGCUACUGGAAAAACAGGAUCUAAAUGAUGCAAUGCGAACCACUGGGGAUGAAUGGGUAGUGCUCAACCUCAACGUGUCGGGAUACUACAGAGUGAACUAUGAUGAAGCUAACUGGAAUCGGCUCCUAACCACACUCCAAACAUCUCCUGAGAGCAUUCCAGUUCUGAACAGAGUCCAGCUUAUCGAUGAUGCUUUCAAUCUUGCAAGGGCAAACCGUAUUCUAACCACACUGGCUCUGAGGACCACACUGUAUCUGUCAGCAGAAACCGAGUACAUGCCCUGGAAGUCUGCUCUGGAUAACUUGGACUAUUACUACCUCAUGUUUGAUCGCAGUGAGGUUUAUGGUUACCUGCAGGCUUACAUUGGACAACAAGUGGAACCACUGUUCAAACAUUUCCAGGAAAUUACUGACAACUGGACCAAAAUACCUGAUGGCCACACUGAUCAGUAUAACCAGGUGAAUGCUAUUCGCAUGGCCUGUAGCACCGGGCUAGAGAACUGCACAGAGCUGGUUAAGGGCUGGUUUUCGGAGUGGAUGAACAACCCCAGUGUCAAUCCGAUUGAACCAAACCUCAGGUCCACAGUGUACUGCAGUGCCAUCGCUGCAGGGGGAGCUAAAGAGUGGGACUUUGCCUGGAACAUGUUCCUGAGCUCUACGAUUGCCAUUGAAGCUGAUAAACUGCGUGCUGCACUGGCCUGUUCUACAACCCCAUGGCUACUGAACAGGUAUCUGGAGUACACACUGACAUCAAAUAUCCGGAAGCAAGACGCCACCUCCACUAUCAUCUACAUCGCAAACAACGUGGUGGGGCAGCCCCUAGCCUGGGACUUUGUAAGAGCUAACUGGGCGUACAUCUUCAGAGAGUAUGGUGGAGGAUCCUUCUCUUUCUCUAACCUGAUCAACGGGGUCACCAAGAGAUUCUCAACUGAAUUUGAACUCAAACAGCUGGAACAGUUCAGGGACGACAACAGCGAUAUCGGUUUCGGCUCUGGCACCCUGGCCAUUCAGCAGUCCAUCGAGAGGACAAGGGCCAACAUCAAAUGGCUUUCACAGAACAGGAAUGACGUGAUGGAGUGGCUGAAAGGGGCAAUCAAAGCAUAGGCUGGUUAAUCUCUGCUCUGUGGAGCUGUGAAAUGCUGUAUUUCAUAUUUAAAAAGAGCUCUCAUUAAAACAAUCCUGCAUAUUUAUUUCCAACAACAAUGUUCUACAUUUCUUAGAUUUAAUCUCAGUGUUGUAUAUAAAUUGUUAUUUCUUUGAAAAAAGUAUGUUAAUUUUAUUCCCCUAAAAUUUGUACUUCUUAUUAAAUGGAACAAAACAUUUUUGUUUAGAUAUGUUUUGUAUGACCGAAGCUUUUGCUUUGUGAAAAAAUAAACAUUUGUUUCUUGAACAUA
This is a messenger RNA of Astyanax mexicanus (Mexican tetra), 3287 nucleotides long. RefSeq names its product alanyl (membrane) aminopeptidase b, tandem duplicate 1 (gene anpepb.1). The record is from RefSeq and is a predicted model, not a curated record. Gene Ontology annotation, biological process: peptide catabolic process; proteolysis. The transcript has 20 exons. Gene Ontology annotation, cellular component: cytoplasm. Bases 46 to 2997 code for a protein of 983 amino acids. Lineage: Eukaryota; Metazoa; Chordata; Actinopteri; Characiformes; Acestrorhamphidae. Gene Ontology annotation, molecular function: peptide binding; zinc ion binding; metalloaminopeptidase activity.